Plenodomus lingam JN3 is the source of this 351-nucleotide messenger RNA. RefSeq names its product Cytochrome oxidase assembly (gene COX16). Gene Ontology annotation, cellular component: mitochondrial inner membrane. Gene Ontology annotation, biological process: mitochondrial respiratory chain complex IV assembly. Lineage: Eukaryota; Fungi; Ascomycota; Dothideomycetes; Pleosporales; Leptosphaeriaceae. The record is from RefSeq and is a predicted model, not a curated record.
AUGCCGGGUCCUUUCGCCUCCAAGUCCUUUGCCGCCACUCUUCCCAACUCUCUAGCCGCCAGAUACCGCAAAGCUUUACAUAAACACCCUUUCCUACUCUUUGGCUUGCCCUUUAUCAGCACCAUUGUGGCAGGGAGCUUCAUGCUCACGCCGGCGACGGCGUUGCGAUACGAACGCUAUGAUCGCAAGAACCAACAGAUUACACAGGAAGAGGCCAUGGGCCUACGAGGCGAGAGACGGAAAGUGAACAUGAAGGAUGAAUAUUAUAGAUUACAAGCAAAAGACCUCGAAGACUGGGAACAGAGGCGAGUCAAGAGGUUACCGGGUGAGCCUGAUGGCACGCUUGUAUGA